Messenger RNA from Opisthorchis viverrini, 318 nucleotides. RefSeq lists its product as hypothetical. The coding region runs from base 1 to 318 and encodes 105 amino acids. NCBI's taxonomy places the organism in Eukaryota, Metazoa, Platyhelminthes, Trematoda, Opisthorchiida, Opisthorchiidae. The transcript has 2 exons. The record is from RefSeq and is a predicted model, not a curated record.
AUGCCUCCUCCAGAAUGGGAUACGAAAGAUAUUGCAAAUUCACAUGCUGUCCGUGCGGUCCCUUUCUGGGAUGGAGGCCCCGUGACCCUACCUGCGCUGCGACGUUGCAAGAAACGGCGGCUGAACGAUGUGAGUGGCCUUUGUGCUGACGGUUUCUUUUCAGACUAUCUUAUUAAACGUUUGGAGGUUACAGCACAUUUGCGUAGCCGUUCGUCCGGAGUUUUGCCGGUUUGGUUGCCAACCUUGGUGCUCGUUGCUCAAGAAUUCGAAACGGUCGUUACAACCACAACGCAACGAGGAUCACAAACGGACCAAUAG